CAGCCAGGUCGGUCGAACGGACUGGAACCAUCGGCAUUGACUUUGUGAAUGUUGGGGCAUCGGGCCGGAAAGUUAUCUCUCCCAACGCCGCUUGCGAAAAAGUAGUGAAAAGCGGAGCCCUUUCACAGUCAGCCAUGAUGGAAAUUGGUAGCCAAGUUCUAGCGGCUCAGGGAGUGCCCGCAUUACAGCACGCUGGUUUGCUAAUGCGCGGUGGUGCCUCGGUGGUGGCGGCUUCCGCUCUCUCAGACGCCGUCUGGAAGUUAUCGGGCGGAGCGGGUACCAAGGGUAGGAAGAACACGCCCAACAAAGCCUUGGUCAAAAAGUCGUCGCCAAGUAAAGCCUCCGUUUCGAAAAGCAAUAUGGUAGUGGAGGAACGAAUCCUCGGUCUACCGAUUACUCCCGAAGGCAAGUCGGCGCUCUACAUGGCGAUCGCCAUGGCUUGCCACUACCUUGGUUAUUCCCUGGCUCGACCAAUUACCGUUGCGUUGUUCACGUCUUCCUCCACGGGGUACGCUGGCUUCCCGGCUGCCUUUCCCUUCGCCAUGGCGUUUGUCAGCCCAGCGGCGUUGUCGCUGUUGGUAGCCUACGGAAAGCUUCUGGAUCGCAGCGGUCCACGGGGUGCCUUGACGGGUUCCACUGUCUUCUGCGCUUUGACCGUCAGUCUGGCUGCUCUGGCCAUUGCCGUCUUUCAAAAGCAUGGCGUCAUGAUUGGAUCGGUACCCGCGGUCAAAUUCAUUUCUGGCCCGUUAUUUGUUUUCCGGGAAGCUUACGUGCAGCUGUUGACUAGUCAGUACUGGUCCUUUAUGGCGUCUGUCUUGACACCCAACCAGAGCGCUACCUGGUUUGGUCCCAUUGCUGGACUCACGAGUAUUGCCAGUGCUCUCUCCGGAUUCGCCGUCUCCCCGCUCGUCAACCGUGUCGGUUUGGUGGGUGGGCUCUGCGGUACCGGACUCUCCCUUUUGCUCAGUUUGAUUGGCGCCAACGCAGCGUACCAAAUGGCGGACAAGUACGGCUUUACUCCCAAGGACACGCACAAGAAAAAGAAGCCUACACGAGGCCUCGCAGAAAAGGAACCCAACGUGAUCCAGAAAGCCUCGUCCCUUUUUCAACGUGUGCCCGUUCUCAAGGCCCUUUUUAUGGAGAUACUCGCCAGCCAAGGUCUCGCCACGGUUCUGAAUGUGGUCUUUGUCGCUCGCCUCGGCACGGCAAUCCCGGACGACACGGAGCGUGCCGGUUGGGUGGGCGUGUUCUUUGCGGCAAUUAAUGUCGUCACCAUGGUUUUGCAGUUUGGUAUCCUGCCACCACUUAUGCGAGUGAUCGAGCCCCGUGAUUUGUGGCGGGCGGUACCGAUUGUGUCCCUCUUGGCCACUGGUUUCCAAAUGUUGCAAAAGGAUCCGUCGCUGUACGUGGUGAGUGCCUCGCUCCUCGUCAUGAAGGUCAGUGAGUACUCGGCACGCCGCAUGCUGGACGAGAUGGUCUUUGUCCCGCUCGAUUUCGAAAGCCGCUUCGUAGGCAAAGAAGUGAUUGGGGUCUUUGGCUACCGCUUUGGCAAAUCCCUCAUGUCGCUGGGUUUGUCGGGAUUGACGUCCGUGAUGGGAAGCUUUGGACUGCAGGAGUUGUCCAUACUGAGCAAUCUCGUAGCUUUUACUUGGUUGUCCACGGCCUGGAAGCUCAGUAACCUGGUCCCGACUCGCGAAGAGGCAGAAACAGUCUACCUCAAGGCCCACAAGGGCGACCGGAGACGGCCGGCAAAAGCCAUCAAGAACAAGAAGCGCUAAACGGCGACAGUCUAAAGUCAGGGAAACGCACAGAACACGAAGUAAAGCGUCUAGUAAAACUCAAAAUCAUUCUAUUCU
Messenger RNA from Phaeodactylum tricornutum CCAP 1055/1, 1856 nucleotides. It is a transcript of the gene NTT5, whose product is annotated as nucleotide transporter 5. Bases 135 to 1778 code for a protein of 547 amino acids. Gene Ontology annotation, biological process: nucleotide transport. Gene Ontology annotation, molecular function: ATP:ADP antiporter activity. The record is from RefSeq and is a predicted model, not a curated record. The transcript has a single exon. Gene Ontology annotation, cellular component: membrane. Lineage: Eukaryota; Bacillariophyta; Bacillariophyceae; Surirellales; Neidiaceae.